Messenger RNA from Populus trichocarpa (black cottonwood), 594 nucleotides. Its product is annotated as replication protein A 32 kDa subunit A. Bases 112 to 396 code for a protein of 94 amino acids. Gene Ontology annotation, cellular component: site of double-strand break; chromosome, telomeric region; DNA replication factor A complex. Gene Ontology annotation, biological process: DNA replication; nucleotide-excision repair; double-strand break repair via homologous recombination. The transcript has 3 exons. The record is from RefSeq and is a predicted model, not a curated record. NCBI's taxonomy places the organism in Eukaryota, Viridiplantae, Streptophyta, Magnoliopsida, Malpighiales, Salicaceae.
GGAAAUCCCCAACAGUUGGUUGUGUGAAUUUGUUUCAACUGAAGUUGCAGGGUGGAGCUUCAACUCAGCUUCGUAUGGUUGAAUCAUCAAUGAACACUCCUGUGCGGAUCAAUGGUCAGACAUUCACAUCAAACCUGGUAUGGGACAGCUUCAAAUAUAAACUUUUUUUCAAUGUCCAAGCAAUUUGAUGUUAAUGGGCUAAAGGAUUGUGAUCAAUUGGUCCUUGAGCGUCUGCAACAGUCUUCAAGCAUUGGGCAGGAAAAAGGGAUGCCCAUGGAUGAACUUUGCCAACAGCUGAAACUUCCCAUGGAGAAGAUCAAGGAAUCUAUCAGAUCACUUGAGGAUGAAGGUUUAAUAUACUCUACAAUUGACGAGUUUCACUACAAAGCAACCUGAUGAAAUUCACAGUAUUUUUGAAUGCUACCCAGUCUGCAAUGCUGUAGCGAGUUAUUUUGUUCCUUCUUUUGAAUAUUAACAGAACAGCCUGUAGAUAUUUAUUUGUUUCCAUGUUAACAUCUUAAGUGCAGGGAUCUGGACAUGUGUGUUAUCGCUAAAUCAUAUAUAGAAUUUCACAACAUUUUGAUGUUUUGUUUA